UUGAAACAUCAAUAAAUAAAAAAGAAGAAGAAGGUGAAAUGGCGGCAGUGUUAAAAGUUGUAUUCUAUUAUUUAUCAGAAGUUAUAGCGCUAUAAAAUAUUUGAAAGGAGGUCUUUCAAAGCAAUUAAUAAAUAACUAAAAAAGACUCUACUACUUUCGAAAGUGUAAUUGUAUGUUUGAAGCUUUCGCACCAUGGAAGCGAACGCACUUAGUGGACGGGUGGUGGUGCAUGAAUCCGCGCCCACCCCAAUAAGGCAGGAACAACAGCAGCGCGCGGUUGGUUCCCUGGUGGCACUGACUCAGAAAUUCGUGCAAUUAAUGAAACGCAAUCAUGGAAGAAUAGAUCUCAAAGAGGCAACUGAACUUCUGGAUGUUCAAAAACGGAGAAUCUAUGAUAUAACUAAUGUUUUAGAGGGCGUUGGUCUAAUUGAAAAGACACGCCACAGCAGCAUGGUCCGAUGGCGAGGCGCACUAAACACUAGUGCAAGUCGACAUAGCUUAAGAACGGCGCAUGCGCGAGCCAGGAAAUUGAAAGCGCUUGAAGCAGACGUCGAUCUCCAACUAGAAUAUGCUAGGCGCAAUUUGAAAUACAUCAAAGAAGACGCUGUUAACAAUUCUUAUGCAUACGUGACCCGCGAUGACUUGCUUUCUAUAUAUGGAGAUAAAGUUGUUCUUGUAAUACCUAACCAUGACGAUGAGGUCAAAAUUGAGCCCACACGCAAUUCGUUAUACGUAUCACUUGACAAUGGCGGAAAAAUAGAUGUACGGCUGGUUACGCAACAAGGCAACUGCAUUGCGCCAAAACCCGAAACAGCACCAUUAAUUUCUCGUUUGGAAACACCUUCUCCGUCAUCAUCAAAUUGUUCACAAGCGAGCACAUCUAAUAAAUCGACUCUAGUCACCGAUGAGCAUACAUACUUUUGCAAUCCCGAACUUAAAAAAGAACAAGAUGAAAUAGAAAAUGAGCUUGCAGCUCGCAUAAUUUUUAAAAAUUCGUUAGCACAACAUUCAUUACGUAGAUUUUUCCCUGAUGAUCCCAAUUUAGAUAAUGCACCACUGAUCCAGUUAAAUCCCCCACGUGAGGAUUAUAAUUUUGUUUUAACACAAGAUGAAGGUGUAUGCGAGCUUUUUGACAUAAAGUGCAAUACAUAUUGAUGAGAUUAUGCCUUUAAUUCUUAUUUAAAAUCAUUUUGACCUUUUAAUGGUUCAUUGUAUAAUAUUUAUGUACAUAUAAGAAAUCCCGGAAGAUAUAUAAGAUACAUAUUUACAUAUGUAUGUCAUUUAAGCGGGUCUGUAAUGUACGUAUAAUUCAAAAAUAAGCGUUUAAUACACUAAAUAGA
Ceratitis capitata (Mediterranean fruit fly) is the source of this 1340-nucleotide messenger RNA. It is a transcript of the gene E2f2, whose product is annotated as transcription factor E2F2. Gene Ontology annotation, molecular function: RNA polymerase II cis-regulatory region sequence-specific DNA binding; DNA-binding transcription factor activity, RNA polymerase II-specific. The record is from RefSeq and is a predicted model, not a curated record. Gene Ontology annotation, cellular component: RNA polymerase II transcription regulator complex. Gene Ontology annotation, biological process: regulation of transcription by RNA polymerase II. NCBI's taxonomy places the organism in Eukaryota, Metazoa, Arthropoda, Insecta, Diptera, Tephritidae. Bases 193 to 1155 code for a protein of 320 amino acids. The transcript has 5 exons.